AAAAAAUGAAAGUUUGAAAAAAAAAAAAAUUCAGUCAACUGGAGAAAAAAAAUCCAGCUUUGUGGAUCUCAAAGUUUUUUUGUUUUUUUUUCAUUUCUGCCAGAAAUUCUUAACCUCAUUGUUUUUUUCACCUUCAAUUCAAUCAACCAAAUUAUUAUGAUGACAGCAUCCAGUGAAACAGUAAUUCAAAAGGAAAUUGAACAAGAAACUGAACAGGAUAACAAAAUUACUACAGUUUCUAAACCUUCAGAAGAAAAUGAUGAUGGUUUGGAAUCUCAAAUCCAAGCAGAGAACAAUAUCUCGACAAAAAGACCUUUAGGCAAUGAUCAAGAUUCAAAUUAUCUUAAAAAACAGAAAACAGAACUUGCCGACUCUAAAGAAAGCUUCAAUGUUAAUAUUCAUAAGUAUGGAAAUGUUAUUCCAGAAGGAAUGACCAAAUCCCAAUGGAAAAAACAACAGAGAAAAUUGAGAUGGGCUGAAAAGAAGUCUGAUUUCAAAGAAAAACGUAAGGAAAAACGUAAACAGCAAAAAGAGAAUAAAAAAAUCCAAAGAAAAGAAUUGUUAUCUAAGAUUGAAUCCGGUGAAAAAGUUGACACUGAAUUAUUAGAGUCUUUACAGAAAAAGCAAAGACCAAAAGAUAACCCAGAUCAAAAACCACUCAACUCUAAUCUUAUCAUUGAUUGUGGUUUCGAUGAGCUUAUGACCGAGAGAGAAAGAACUUCUCUAACUACUCAAAUCACAAGAGCUUAUAGUGAAAAUAGAAAAGCCGAAUACUAUUUCAAUUUGAAAAUCACAUCCUUCAACAAACUUUUAAAAGAGAGAUUUGACGUUUCACUAAAUCAGUACAAAAAUUGGAUUAAAAACAUAGACUUUUAUGAACAGGAUUUUAGUGAAAUUGAUUUUUUAAAAGACAAAAAUCCCGAAAAGGAAUUUGAAAAAUUUGUUUAUUUAACUGCAGAUGAGCCAUUUGAAAAGUUGUUAACAAUAGAACCUGGAAUGACUUAUAUAGUUGGAGGAAUUGUCGAUAAAGGUCGUUACAAGUCCUUAUGUUACGACAAAGCUAAAAAAUUAGGCAUGAAAACAGCCAGAUUACCAAUCGAUGAAUUUAUAAAAAUCAAUGGAAGACAAGUUAUAACUACUUUUCAUGUCGUUGAUUUAUUAUUAAAAUGGUCAUCUCAUAAAGAUUGGAAAUCUGCAUUUGAAGAAGUGCUUCCUCAACGAAAAUUAUCUGAAAACAGAAAAGUCGAUGAAGAUGAAAACACUGAAGAUAAGAAUGAAAAAAAUGAAUAUGAACAUGAGACUAAGAUCGAUCUUUAAAUGGGUUCCUUAUUACAAAGAAAGCAUGUAUUGAAGGGAAUAAUUUACAUAGAAACUGAAAAAGAAUAGAUUAAAUCAUAAAAUAAACCAAUAACGACCAAAUAGACAUGUAUGACAAAUGAGAAUUAAAAAGAAAAAAUUAAUUGAAAAAUUACAAAUAAAAAAAAACCAUUAUAAAAUAUAAAAGGACCCCAGUAUUUUUAAUUUAUCAUAAGGAAGUGAAAAAAAAUUUAAAGAAAUAAAAAAUUUAAAG
Messenger RNA from Ascoidea rubescens DSM 1968, 1570 nucleotides. RefSeq names its product tRNA (guanine(9)-N(1))-methyltransferase (gene TRM10). Gene Ontology annotation, biological process: tRNA N1-guanine methylation. The record is from RefSeq and is a predicted model, not a curated record. The transcript has a single exon. Gene Ontology annotation, molecular function: tRNA binding. Bases 157 to 1317 code for a protein of 386 amino acids. NCBI's taxonomy places the organism in Eukaryota, Fungi, Ascomycota, Saccharomycetes, Ascoideales, Ascoideaceae. Gene Ontology annotation, cellular component: nucleus.